Messenger RNA from Closterium sp. NIES-65, 1812 nucleotides. Lineage: Eukaryota; Viridiplantae; Streptophyta; Zygnematophyceae; Desmidiales; Closteriaceae. The record is from the annotation of a GenBank genome assembly.
AUGAGAAGCCGCCCCUGGACCCGGUACGCCUUGUGCUGCCCGUGCCUGUGCUGCCCGUGCCUGUGCUGCCCGUGCCUGUGCUGCCUGUGCCUGUUGCUGCCCGUGCCUGUUGCUGCCCGUGCCUGUGCUGCCCGUGCCUGUGCUGCCCGUGCCUGUGCUGCCCGUGCCUGUGCUGCCCGUGCCUGUGCUGCCCGUGCCUGUUGCUGCCCGUGCCUGUGCUGCCCGUGCCCUGUGCUGCCCGUGCCUGUUGCUGCCCGUGCCUGUGCUGCCCGUGCCUGUGCUGCCCGUGCCUGUGCUGCCCGUGCCUGUUGCUGCCCGUGCCUGUGCUGCCCGUGCCUGUGCUGCCCGUGCCUGUGCUGCCCGUGCCUGUUGCUGCCCGUGCCUGUGCUGCCCGUGCCUGUGCUGCCCGUGCCUGUGCUGCCCGUGCCUGUGCUGCCCGUGCCUGUGCUGCCCGUGCCUGUUGCUGCCCGUGCCUGUGCUGCCCGUGCCUGUUGCUGCCCGUGCCUGUGCUGCCCGUGCCUGUGCUGCCCGUGCCUGUGCUGCCCGUGCCUGUUGCUGCCCGUGCUUCUGCUGCCCGUGCCUGUGCUGCCCGUGCCUGUGCUGCCCGUGCCUGUGCUGCCUGUGCCUGUUGCUGCCCGUGCCUGUGCUGCCCGUGCCUGUGCUGCCCGUGCCUGUUGCUGCCCGUGCCUGUGCUGCCCGUGCCUGUUGCUGCCCGUGCCUGUGCUGCCCGUGCCUGUGCUGCCCGUGCCUGUGCUGCCCGUGCCCGUGCUGCCCGUGCCUGUUGCUGCCCGUGCCUGUGCUGCCCGUGCCUGUGCUGCCCGUGCCUGUGUUGCCCGUGCCUGUGCUGCCUGUGCCUAUUGCUGCCUGUGCCUGUGCUGCCCGUGCCCGUGCUGCCCGUGCCUGUUGCUGCCCGUGCCUGUGCUGCCCGUGCCUGUGCUGCCCGUGCCUGUGCUGCCCGUGCCUGUGCUGCCUGUGCCUGUUGCUGCCCGUGCCUGUGCUGCCCGUGCCUGUGCUGCCCGUGCCUGUGCUGCCCGUGCCUGUUGCUGCCCGUGUCUCGUGCUCGCGCCCCCGUGCGCUCUGCUACUGUGCUCUGUGCUCACCACUUGGGCCUUCUCAGGUGCUCUGUGCUCACCACUUGGGCCUUCUCAGGUGCUCUGUGCUCACCACUUGGGCCUUCUCAUGUGCUCUGUGCUCACCACUUGGGCCUUCUCAGGUGCUCUGUGCUCACCACUUGGGCCUUCUCAGGUGCUCUGUGCUCACCACUUGGGCCUUCUUAGGUGCUCUGUGCUCAUCACUUGGGCCUUCUCAGGUGCUCUGUGCUCACCACUUGGGCCUUCUCAGGUGCUCUGUGCUCACCACUUGGGCCUUCUCAGGUGCUCUGUGCUCACCACUUGGGCCUUCUCAGGUGCUCUGUGCUCACCACUUGGGCCUUCUCAGGUGCUCUGUGCUCACCACUUGGGCCUUCUCAGGUGCUCUGUGCUCACCACUUGGGCCUUCUCAGGUGCUCUGUGCUCACCACUUGGGCCUUCUCAGGUGCUCUGUGCUCACCACUUGGGCCUUCUCAGGUGCUCUGUGCUCACCACUUGGGCCUUCUCAGGUGCUCUGUGCUCACCACUUGGGCCUUCUCAGGUGCUCUGUGCUCACCACUUGGGCCUUCUCAGGUGCCUUGUGCUCACCACUUGGGCCUUCUCAGGUGCUCUGUGCUCACCACUUGGGCCUUCUCAGGUGCUCUGUGCUCACCACUUGGGCCUUCUUAGUGGCAGGAGCAGAAGAGGCCUUGCCAUCCAGCAGCAUGGUGCUCGGUUCCCGUGA